Molecule: messenger RNA, 1905 nt
Organism: Xylaria bambusicola
Lineage: Eukaryota; Fungi; Ascomycota; Sordariomycetes; Xylariales; Xylariaceae
Exons: 3
Coding region: 530-1429 (299 amino acids)
Source: RefSeq, a predicted model, not a curated record
GGCCGUUACACUUCUGGGUGCUUGACAAGGGCUGACGAGAUUUGGUCAGAUAACUUCGUCUCGCGCAUGACCGCGCGCCUGUGAACACACCACUCCCCGCGCAACAUGUAAUAGGCGACGUGUUCAUAUACUCUCCUAGCCCCCAAAAGUAGUACUCCCUCCAAUUGACGCCGGAGAUGCCCGCGCUAUAAUCGCCUGCGUGAUGGUUGCAUAUUUCUCCCUCCUUGCUCCUUCGUGGGGUAAGCCACCGAGACAUCUCACCCGUCUAUUGGUCCAAACGAGUCGAUUGUCUUGCUAGAGGCCUUUCCACUCGGUGUUAUUGCUCACCUGGGAUGGUGUGCCACACAAAGUAGUAGGUUGCUAGGAGCUCGCUCACUACUGGUUCCAAAUUGAUCUCAUCUGGAAAGAGAGAGACUUUUGCGACUCACCUCACCUCGCCUCGAUAUCCACUAAACGACUGGCACGCGAUAGUAAGGAACAAGAGUGUAGACUCGAAUCUAUUCUGGUAUACUGCACACUGUUAGACGCUAUGCUACCUCUCAUCGGGGUUCUAUGGGCAAUUACUUCAUUAAGCCCGCUCGCUUUAGCGGCGGAGGUGCAGUGCUGGGCCCCUGACGGUAUGACCUUGGCCGACAACGAGACCGUAGUUCCUUGCAAUAAACUGGGGAUUCAACAAGACGGUGUUUAUUCCAGUUGUUGCCGAUUAGAUGGCGAUCCCAAACAGAGAGACUAUUGCACAACUUCUGGGCUUUGUCUCAGUACGCUUGAUAACGUGUUGAGAAGGGAGUUUUGUACGGACAAGACGUGGAAAAGCCCUGCUUGUGUCAACGUUUGCACAGACCCUAAAAAUCGUGGAUCAAGCAAUGAUAGCGUCGUGAUGACACAAUGCCCGGAUGGGACAUAUUGUUGCGGUCAGAAUGAGCUUGGAUGCUGCGGCACUGACCGGGCUAUCGAUAUCCCUACUCAAGGGAGUGUAGUUUCAUCAGGCACUAAUGACGCUUCUAGGAGCUCCUCCUCCGCAUUUAAAAAAGCAACAAUCGGUCUUGCAGUUGCCCUCGGCGUGGUUGCGAUCGUCGCAGCAGGAGUCAUAGCCUGGCUAUUCCAUCAAAAUAAAGCCAUGAAGAAGAAACUAUGGGAAAAGGCCGAGGAAGCAAGCCAGCAUGUGCCACCGCCUGUCGUUGUUCAUCCGUACUCGACCUCCUAUGAACCGGUCACGCCGCAAAUGAAAGGCUCGUCCAUGCCAGGGUCGCCAAGCGUGGCAUCUGGAGUGCUAGUGGACCGUCAUCAUUAUUCCGAGCUGGAUGCAAGUAUGGCAGCAACGCGCAGCGAGAUGGGCUCGCCGGUCCAGCAUGAUUACUUUAAUGGAGAAGCCUCUCCACGAAGCUUCCAUAGCCACCCUACAACACCUCACAUGGGACAAUCGCAAUAAACGGGAAGCGACGCCGAUUAAGGCCCACGUCGAGGCUACAACAAGAAACAUAAUUAAUAAUUAGGCUUACCCCGCUUAGGGCUGCGAAGAUCUGGCAGUUGUUAUAUAUACUCUUUUGACCCCGAAAGCCUGGUUAUUUACGAGUAAGCGGCCUACAUUUCCAUAUGGCCCCAAAAAAAUAGGGACGAUUUGAAUAACACGGUUGCAUUGCGCUGUGCGAAUUAGCACUCACCAGUGUCAUUGUAGUAAUCCCUAUACAAUGUGAAAGCGAGUGUGUAAACAAUAUGCUCAGAAGUCGUGAUGAGUUUGUCACUAGGUCUCGUAAGGCUUGACCUCUGUGAUUAGAAUUAUUGCUCGACAAUGGGGUAGUUAGCGCUAGUUUGAAAGUCAUGCCGUAACCAUUGAUGAGCACUAUUCUUGUUGCCUUGAUAACAGUUUUUCUGGCGCAAGCACCUUUCCGAACGUUUCGUGAUUAG